AUGCCCUUAUACGCCAAAUUCAUGAAAGACAUCAUCUCAAAGAAGCGUCCCACCAACACUGAGCCUAUUCUUUUAACUGAAAGUUGUAGUGCUAUUUUACAGAGGAUGAAGAUACCAGUGAAAAAGAAAGAUAGAGGAUCAAUUACUAUUCCUUGCACUAUAGGAAAUAAAACUUUCAAAAAAGCACUUAUUAAUUUGGGAGCUAGUGUCAAUUUGAUGGCUUUAUCUAUUUACAAAAAAUUGGGUAUUGGCACGGUUCAAGACACUAGGAUGACACUACAGUUUGUUGAUCACUCAAUUAAGAGACCUUAUAGAGUGGUGGAAGAUGUUCUGGUGAAGAUACACAAACUUGUCUUCCCGGUAGAAUUUGUGAUUCUUGAAAUGCCUGAAGAUGAAAAGAUUCCUCUCAUUUUAGAUAGACCAUUUCUAGAGACAGGAAGAUGUAUGAUAGCCAUAAAAAAAGGAACAAUGACUCUAGAAGUCUAUGAUGAAUAA
Messenger RNA from Lathyrus oleraceus (garden pea), 495 nucleotides. RefSeq lists its product as uncharacterized. The transcript has a single exon. Gene Ontology annotation, molecular function: aspartic-type endopeptidase activity. The record is from RefSeq and is a predicted model, not a curated record. Gene Ontology annotation, biological process: proteolysis. NCBI's taxonomy places the organism in Eukaryota, Viridiplantae, Streptophyta, Magnoliopsida, Fabales, Fabaceae. The coding region runs from base 1 to 495 and encodes 164 amino acids.